UUUUGUAUCCCAACGUCGGCAGUUGCUGCAGCCAUUCUGUGGCUCAGCCGGUACUGCAGGGCUCUGCGCUUCAGUCGCCAUGAAGAUUUAUUUGAGACCCCCUGAGUCCAAGAGUCGGAAAGAUGAUGUGGAGGUGGACCUGAAUCCGGAUGAACUGAUCGAGGGGCUGCGGCAGAAGAUCCAAGAGAAGACGGGCUUGGACUGUUACAAGUUGAAGUUCAAUGGCAAGACGCUGAAGGAUGAUGAGACGCUGAGACAACACAAGGUAGAAGAGAAUGGCACCAUCAUGACCGAGCCCGAGUUUCAUGGCCAGUACCUCCCCAUGGGCGUCCAGCCGUCCAUGGAGAAGAAACGAAAAGCGGAGGAGGACAUCGUGGAACUGGCACCUGAAGUGAAGAAAGCCGCUGCGGCCGCGGCGGCGGAGAACAUCACCAUGGCGGAGGUCACCUGGUGCGGCCUCCGCGCCGGCGCCUACGGAGAGAAGGGCAUGCGGCGACAGAUGGAGGAUGAGACGGUGAUUUGUCCAUCGCUCAGAGACAUGGUACCAUCACUUCCAGAGGAGCGGGACUUUGCGCUCUUCGGCCUCUUCGACGGGCACGGUGGAAAGCAGGUGGCGGAGUUCGUCAAGACCUUCCUCGCCCCAGAAUUGGCCUCGGCCUAUGCCAAUGAUGAGCCCAAGGAGGGUCCCAUGACCGACAAGCGGAUCAUGAAGGUCACCGAAGCGGUCUUUCAGCGGAUGGAUUCCAGGAUUGCCAGUGAGUUGGCUGGAGCCUAUGAUGGCUGCACGGCCAACUUGAUCUUAGCCAACUCCGAACAGAUGAUCUCCGUGAACCUGGGCGAUUCCAUGGCCUACCUCUGCCGCCUCAAAGAUGCGGAUGACCAGGAGGAUACCCUGUGUAUCCCACUGCAGCAGCGACAGCACAAGUGCUGGAUGAUGAAGGAGAAGGAGAGAAUCCUGAGGUCGGGCGGCGCGGUGGAGAACGGCCGCAUCAACGGCAUCCUGGAGGUCUCGCGCGCCUUUGGUGACUUGACGCUGAAGAAGUUCGGGGUGCUCUGCACGCCGGAGUACAUGAAGUUUCAGAUGGACCGGGAAAAGGAUCGUUUCGUGAUCCUGGCCUGCGACGGCUUUUGGAACGCCUGGACCGCUGCGGAAGCCUUGGAGUUCACCUUGAGCUUGGUGGCCAACGAGGAAGGUCGAGCGGAGUUGGAAGGAGAUUCCGUGGACAUUCGAGGUGUCUGCAAAGAGCUUGUCCAGCAUGUCAUUGAAGAAAGGAAGGCGCAGGACAAUGUGAGUGUGGUCGUGCUGCAUAUGAUGUCACAAGCCGGGUGA
Cladocopium goreaui is the source of this 1330-nucleotide messenger RNA. The record is from the annotation of a GenBank genome assembly. NCBI's taxonomy places the organism in Eukaryota, Dinophyceae, Suessiales, Symbiodiniaceae.